AUGAGGAGGAUGAAUGGUGGAAAUUUUGUGCAGCAAAGAGUAUCCCUAAAGUGGCUAAACCAGACUAGUGAUUCACUAACAUACACCUCCGGUGAUGUCUGUAAUGGGAAUUUCCCCAAGUGCAUUCUAACCCAAGUACACGACUUUUCUUCCGAUGGAUCAGGCAUCAUUUUAACAACAGAGGAGAAUACCAGGCUCUGUAGAAUUGCUAAUGGAGACUAUGGUGACGAUGAUGACAAUGAGAAUGAAAUUGCUCCACCAACCGCAAAGGAUGAGGGAGAAGUAUCCCUCCCGAUGAGACUGCCGGGAGUUAGUUUAUCAGUUUUGUUGAAGUAUCCUCAACAAGCACAAGGAUGGAAAAGAGUCUCCUGGUUUAUGAAUUCAAAAGUUCUGUCAGUUCCAAAAGGAAAAUACGUGGAACUAGACUUUACCAUACACAGCAUGUCAUGGGUUGUGACACCUUGUGUUCGGGGUUAUUAUCUUGAGAUCCAUGAUGGCAUUAAUCAGUCAGCCAAUGUUCUUCGAAUGUUCUGUGGAGAUCACAAAACCGCUGUAGUGCGAUCCAGAGGACGAUACAUGUGGUUAAGAUUUUUCCCCAAUAGGGGGUAUUAUUUUAGAGCAUACUACAUCGGAAGAUCCUUCAAUCAAACAGCAACACUCACAAUGAAAGAGGUACCCAAGACACAGUAUGUACUUUUGAACAGAACUUCCAGCCUGUGGUGCCCAGUGGAAGGUGCGCCAGCUCCAUACAUUGUGUGGAGAAAAAAUGGUGUUGUUGUACAAAAUAGCACCAGUAUCAGAUAUCAGCUUCUUGAAACUGCCGAAAAUACUGCAAAUUACAGCUGUGAGGUACGAAGAGGUGAAAAGAUAUCAUGGAGAGAAAUCAGCCUCAACAUUGAAAGGUGCCCAGGCCCCUGUGAGUGCAGCAUUUUAAAGGGAACAAACAACAAUCUGCUUCGAGUGAACUGCAAUGGGAAAGAAUUGAUGUCAUUUCCAUGGAAAAUUCCCCUCGCAACAGCAGGCUUGAGUCCAAGAAAGAAAGAAAGAAAAGCGGAGAAAGAAAAGAAAAGUUCCAG
Stylophora pistillata is the source of this 1076-nucleotide messenger RNA. Its product is annotated as slit homolog 1 protein. Gene Ontology annotation, molecular function: protein binding. NCBI's taxonomy places the organism in Eukaryota, Metazoa, Cnidaria, Anthozoa, Scleractinia, Pocilloporidae. The record is from RefSeq and is a predicted model, not a curated record.